Molecule: messenger RNA, 7747 nt
Organism: Acanthochromis polyacanthus (spiny chromis)
Lineage: Eukaryota; Metazoa; Chordata; Actinopteri; Pomacentridae
Product: glucocorticoid receptor-like
Biological process (GO): regulation of DNA-templated transcription
Molecular function (GO): DNA-binding transcription factor activity; sequence-specific DNA binding; zinc ion binding
Source: RefSeq, a predicted model, not a curated record
AUCGCCCUGCCCUGCCUGAGUUUGCAGUUGAGUGCGCCAGGGCAGCACGGCUGUGUUAUAUAACUUUAAUGUACUCAAGGGUUUAAUGGCGCAAGAGCGGGACAUUGCGCCGCAGAUCUGUCAGUUCUCUGCGGAUUUAUCCUGAGAUCGCGAACGAUCGAUCACUUUUUUUUGUUGUUGUUGCUGUUUUUUUCCUCUCGCUGUGGACGUGCAUUAAAAGUUAUCGAACAGAUCUGCGAAGCGGCGCACACGGUGGAUCUCGCCAGCCCCAGCCAGGUCAGCGGCGCCGUUAAUUUGAGUGAGAAAUAUUUCCGAGAAUGUAUUGCUACCACAUGGAAAGAGACGCAGAUCCAGCUGAUAUGUCACCGCGCAACAUUGCUGCCAAGAGGGGGUUUAUUUGAGCCCCUGAUCGUGUGGACAUUAUUGCGUUAUUUCUUAGAUUUUUCCCCCCUCUCCAAGUUGGACAGACGGGAGAUGACCUAAUUGGUGGAGUGCAUCUCUUUUUUUUCACUACAGGAUAAAGAAAUGGAUCAGGGUGGACUGAAGCGCAAUGGUAAUCGAGACGACAGCCUGACAUUUGGGGGGAUAGGAGCUGAAGUAGUGAGAGAUUCAAGUGACACACCUGGUUCACUGCUCCAGUCUGCGAUGCAUCUGCCUGGCCCUGGGUCUCUGCUCCAGCCCACAGUGGCCCCAAAUGGACGGGUUGGAACCAAAGACCAAGAGGAACUUGGAGGACUCUUUGAGUCCCCUCAGCAUCAUGUCCUGUGCGAGGGUUUAGAUAUGAAGGAGAGCAAAAUGAUCAUGAUGCAGAAACCACAACAGCAACAACAGGAUAUUGAUAUAUUCAGCAUGGGGAGUAUAUCCGAUUUUGACCAGACGUCCACCUCAAACACCUCUGUCCUGGACGGCCUCCCUCUGCCUGACCUUUUUUCCCAGCACAUCAAACAGGAGGGGAUUUUUUCUCCAGACAAGGACAUGGGAGCUUUUAGUGGGCACACAGGCGCUGGUCAGUGUGAUUUGGAUGGCAACAGCAGUCGCCUAAGCGAGGAUACCGAAAUUUGGCCCCAAGACCUGGACCUUCCUAGCUCGCUGCCAGGCAUCAGCCCUUUGGACUUUGAUACAGAAGUGAAACGCUUGGAUAAGCUUCUACAUGAGAGCGGCGGCGGCGGUCCUGUCGGCAGCUUGCUAAAGGAAACAAAACCUCUCGUGGGUAACGGAGACAACUGUACCAGUGUGAACGGCACAGAGCAGCAUCACCCUCCCAUACAACACCAUCAUCUGCACCAGCAGCUACAGCACCAGCAACAUCAGCUGCAACACCAGCAGCAGCAGCAGCCGCCUCUAAUGCUCCUCCCCACCGUCACCAUCAAGGUGGAGAAGGAUCCCGACGACUCUUUCAUCCGCAUCCGCACCCCUGGUGUGGUCAAACAGGAGGAGAAGGACAGUGCUGGUUUAUGCCAAUUGCAGUUUCUCCAGAACAGCUUGAGCUCCCUCCACAGUGGAGGAGGAGGGCCCAUGUCCUCCUCUAUGGGCAUUGGUGCAGGCAUGAGCUGCCACUACACAGCCAAUCCACCUUCCACAGUGGGCCUACAAGACCAGAAGCCUUUUGUUUGUUCAGACCUGUCUCUGUUGGAGGAGAGCUGGAUCAGGGGGAAACGUUAUGGAGAGUCAUCCGGGAUACAGAGCACCAAUGAUAGGCUCCCCUCUGCUGCAGCCUUGGGAUCUUUUCCUGGCAACUUCUCCAGCAGAACAGGAGAAAGCAGCAGCUCUACGGUGACGGGACAAUCCAAGCCCAGCGGUCAGACCCACAAGAUCUGUUUGGUGUGUUCGGACGAGGCCUCGGGAUGCCACUACGGGGUUGUCACCUGUGGCAGCUGCAAGGUUUUCAAGAGGGCCGUUGAAGGCCAGCACAACUACCUGUGCGCAGGGAGGAAUGACUGCAUCAUUGAUAAGAUCCGCAGGAAAAACUGUCCAGCCUGCCGCUUCAGGAAAUGUCUUCAAGCCGGAAUGAACUUGGAAGCGAGGAAAAACAAGAAGAUGGUCAAGAUGAAAGUGCCACGGCCCCCUGGGGCAGCAGAGCCCCUUACCAACAUGCCUGUUCCAGUCAUACCCAGGUGCAUGCCUCAACUUGUGCCCACAAUGCUGUCUGUGCUCAAGGCCAUCGAACCAGAGAUCAUCUACUCAGGCUAUGACGGCACGCUGCCGGACACUUCCUCACGGCUCAUGACCACCCUCAACAGGCUGGGGGGUCAGCAGGUCAUCUCUGCAGUCAAGUGGGCCAAGUCAUUGCCAGGCUUCCGCAACCUGCACCUUGAUGAUCAGAUGACAUUGCUGCAGUGCUCCUGGCUCUUCCUCAUGUCUUUCAGCCUCGGUUGGAGGUCAUACGAGCAGUGCAACGGUAGCAUGCUCUGCUUUGCACCCGAUCUCGUCAUCAACAAAGAGCGUAUGAAGCUACCCUUCAUGACCGACCAGUGCGAGCAGAUGCUGAAGAUCUGUAAUGAGUUCGUCCGACUGCAGGUGUCUUAUGAUGAGUACCUGUGCAUGAAGGUGCUGUUGCUGCUCAGUACAGUACCGAAAGACGGCCUGAAGAGCCAGGCAGUUUUUGAUGAGAUCCGGAUGACAUAUAUAAAGGAGCUGGGGAAAGCGAUCGUCAAGAGAGAGGAGAACGCUAGUCAGAACUGGCAGCGUUUCUACCAGCUAACUAAGCUACUGGACUCCAUGCAGGAGAUGGUCGAGGGUCUUCUGCAGAUCUGCUUCUACACCUUUGUGAAUAAAACCCUCAGUGUGGAAUUCCCAGAGAUGCUGGCAGAGAUCAUCACCAACCAGUUACCAAAAUUCAAAGAUGGGAGUGUCAAGCCUCUGCUGUUUCAUCAGAAAUGACUGCCUUAAACUGUGAAUCAAUGCCUUAAAAAUCCUGCCCUGCACAUGUACCUCUCUGGGGCCCCAAGCAUUUGCUUAUCCUGCCUCUCCCUCAUCACUCUGAUUCAAUUCCUCCGUUUUUCCUGGGACCCCUCUAAGAAUUCUGCCACACCCCUCCUUCCCCUCAGGCCUCAGCCUUUCAGCCUAAUCUCGGAGCACAAUACCUGUGGCCUCUAGCCCCCUAUUCCAGUCGUAGGUUUGCAAAACUUCAGUAGGAAAUCCUACUGCCAACUCGUAGCCCUUCCUCUUGGCUCGCCAAGAAGAAUUUGGCCUCUGAAUGUCUCUCCAGCAGGAUGCAUUUUAGGUAGUUUUUCCAGGCCCCUCACCUUCUCCUUCAUCCACCCAUGGCCCUCAGAUUUCUAAUGCUUUCUUAUGACGGCCAUCUGCCUCUUACUCUCUGCUGUCUCCAGAGUUUAACUGCAGUUUUCACUGAGAAGCCAACAAACAGCCCCCCCCCCUCAACAUGACACCUAAUAUGCUUUAGAACUUGCCAGGAUUAUCGGUUCAAGCCUCGAGUCCCUCUGCUCACCUGUCCAGCUUCUCUCCAUUUGCCGCCUCCCAGCUUCACUGCACAGAGAAUGUUCACUUUUUGGGGUUUCCAGAGGAAUGUCGGUGAUGACGAGGAUAAAGAAAAACACACACAGAAAUAUUGGAAACAUACAGGAAAGAACCUCAUUUUUCUUCUGGACCCAAGGACAGUAAGGACGAACUGUUUGCUUUUGUGAAUCAGCUAUUGCUUUGGAAAUUACUCGAAUCUGAUUUAUAUACCAGUGGAAGAAAAAAACAACGACAAAACAAUCAAAAAAAAUAUUCUGUAGUUAUGUUAUGCAGACACACCUUUCUGACCACAGAAGCAGAAGUCACACUUGUACACUUUCUCAGACACACACACACACAAAGCAUAAGCAGACAAACGUUCGCUCAGCCAAAUGUUUACACAGGAUGUAUCUGAGGGAAAACCAGUGCCUUUUAGUUUUCAAGCUUUUCAUAGCCAUCCUCUCAAAACCUUUGUAUUUGCAUAACAAUCUGAUGUUGACAACUUUCUACAUAUUUUAGCUGUUUUAGUUUCUCCACGCUGGCAAUUUCUGUUUUCUUUCCAAGCUGCCAUUUUUGGUGUUUUUAAUGUGGGGAGCUCUCUCUCUCUCUCUCUCUCUCUCUCUCUCUCUCUCUUUGUUCCAAUAUCCAGAUGUGCAUGAUAGGAAGACAGCCUAUGGUACAGUUUAGAAAGUACGAGAGCAGCAUGAAAUGUAAGAAUUCUUAUAUUUUUUAAGUCUUGCAAAGUUUGAUAAUCCGCUCAAAAAACAAACAAACAAAAAAAAAAGAAAAUCAUCAAGAAAAGUCCCAAAACACAUUUUGUGUGUUGCUCUUUUAACCAUUUAAAGUAUAUUUGAUAUAUAUACUGUAUCUCCUAAUCAGUGUUGAAUUACAUGGACACCACUGGAAUUGAAACACACAUUGAGUGUUUUGGAUUGUUUGGAGUUUGAUUGAAUUAAACAUUAGGAUUUAAAUCAUAGGAAUAAUCAGCAAUUGUGGAAUCUGAUAAUUGGAAUGGUGAAUGUUUACGAACUUUAGUGAUUUAUUCCGAUGCAAAUGCACAAAGGGGGUAUUUCUUUUUAAUCACAUUUGAAAAACACAUCCAAGGUGUCAGAAGAAAAAUACCCAUAAUGAUUCAAGUAAACUGUUCUUUCACUGCGUUCAUAUUGAUAUUAAAGUUUAGCCAAUGGCUUCACACAGAUAUUUUCAAAAUGUGACUUCAUGGGGAGUUCCACUUGGAGUGACUUACCAAGCCAGACUCCCUCUCCUCAUUUCAGAAAUGACAUACAGGCCACACAUGAAUGGAAAUAAUUUCUUGUUUUGCAUUGGAACCUAACAAGAGUACUGGGAUUAAGGAUGGUUAGGUUUGUAGAUCAGACAAGUGACAGCUGACUCAGUCUGCAAUCUUCAGACAUAAUCAAUCUACCCAUGUACUCUUGGUAGGAAAACCAAGGGCAAAGGAGAAUAAAAAGUAUUGCUUCACUCAAGAUACCAUUUUAGAUGGAAUAUACCCUUUAAUGAGUUUCACUUCUGCUUGCACAAACAGGAUCAUGAAAGGUGGAGUAUGCGAUUUUACACCAUUACACACAUUCUGUUUCUAUGCUUAAAAAAAGUUGUUUGGUCACAGCUUUGGCUCUGUAAAUGAGAAAGAAAGUGGCUUAAAGUGAUCUACACAAUGAUAUUUGAGCAUGUCUUGUCCAUGUUUAUGCACAAGAGAGGUGGGAAAAAUGGGCUGUAGGAACAAGACGGACAGUAAAUUGAGUACAUGCUAAUUUGCAAAAUUUUAACAAUCUUUCUCCAGAAUCGCAGACUCCACCUUUAAGUCGAUGAGCUCAACAUGGCUAAAAAGAUAAAGAAAAAUAUAAAUAUACAGUAUAUAUUUGUUUUGUAUGUUAAAUGUGAAAAUAGAUCCACUCUUGAUGGAACCUCUAUUUUCAUCUCUAAAGUUAGAAUAUUGUUAAAAGAAGCUGCAGUUUAGUCCAAAUUAUUUGCAAAUCGAAGCUCAGGCUAUGAGUGAUUUACAUCACUUGGAUGUGUUCCACUAGUGCCAAAUGUAAUAGUACGUUUAUACGUGUUUUUUUUUUCCUGGAGAUGUGAAAGAAUACUUAUUCAGUUCUGAUCUGACAUUACGUAGUUGUUGUAAUUUUGCAGGGUGCUCAUUUAUGAGAAGAAUCUUCAGUGUCACACCUACACCAGCUUAAAAGUACUGAUUGUUAUCAUGCGGGUCUGUGUAUGACCGACUUUUUUUUUUUUUUUUUUUUUUGGAGAUCCACCAAAAUGAUAUUGUAUUUUUGAAAUUGCAAAGUAAGCCGUAACCUCUGCUGAUGUCAAACAGGUGUUGGUCAGCAUUUGUAAUGUGAAAACAUGUUCAUACCAGCUUAUGUGAUGGCCAAAGCUAAACGCAUUUACAGCGCAGUUGCACAUCGGCUUUCGUGUAAACACAGUGCCCCCCCCGUCUCUCCUCUCCCUCCCCAACCACCUCCUGUAGCAGUUGUACUUUUUUCCUCAUUGCUUCUUGUCGCUUUCUGCCAGGCCUCUCUGCCUAAAAUGUCGACAGUAUAGAUUUUCAGCUGUUUGCUCUGAGUAGUUCUCAUCCCUCCGCAGCGCAUAACUCUGAAUGCCAGUUAAUAGACCAGGUAGCAGGUUGCCAUAGAGACCGGUCAUUUGUAUGUUACUUACAGCUAACAACAAAAUAGACUCUCGAAGCACACAAGCCACUAUUCAAUAAGAGCCAUCUUUUUUUUUUCUUUUUUAAAAUCAGCCAUUCUGCUAAAGGGUGGACACUUGCAGCAGGGUUGUUUCAUUCACGGUGCAGACUUUCACCUCCAUCCGCUAAACGCAGUCUUGUGGCCUUGUGGCUGUACGGAGCACGAGCUCGACGCUGCUCGUGUCACUGUGUGUGUCAGUUAUUCUGGGGAAGAUUCGACUAAACUUGCAUAUUUGCUUGGGUAACCUGCAUCCAGUAUUACAGUUGUUCACUGAUGGCGGCGUGUCAGAAAACCAGCUUUAACGUGUAGAUGUAAUCAUAGCCCUGCUCAUUUCUAAGCGACUAUAGAUGUACAUAGCAACGCUGACAUAUCCCGUGCAAUGUAAAAAAAAAAGUCUAUUAUUAUAAAAAUAUUUUUUGACAUAACCUGUAUACUCGUAUACACUUUGUUUCUCUUUUACCUUUCAACUACAUGUUCGACUAAAGGCCUUGCGAAAGGGAGACAGAGAGCCAUAGAAAUAAGAUUUCAAAUCAGGAAAUAGAUGUACCCUUAACAAAUAUCAAUGCUUUUGGAGAUUGAUCUAUUGUAAAAAAAAAUAAAUAAAUAAAUAUAACAAUAUUUUCUGUGAUUUUGAAUACAUCAGCUUGAUCCUCUUUGAUAUGACUAAUUUUACUCAAUCAUUUUUGUACAUUGAACGAGUCAAGAAAGUAAAUAUUUUUCUGUUUGUUGGUUUGUGUUCGAUAAAGGUAGGCGUGUUGCAUACAUUAGGAAAUGUUAAACAUGGUUGUCUUGUGAAAUAAAUGUAAAGUCUACAUGAAAAGUCACUGUGUUUUUAAAAAUGAUAAGGAAAUGGGGGAGGGAUGGAAGGUGAGAAAGACUGGAGGAGAUUUUUGAGUUCUAGAAAAGUGACCAAAGCAGAGGAGAAAAAAAAUUAAAAGAAGUACUCAAGCAGUUACAUUUUGAGUAGCACUUACUAUCUGACUUCUAGUACUUCUUGUUUUAUUUUAAAGAUGUCUUUUGUAAAGGUCUAGGCUUUGGAUCCCAUGUAUUUUGCUGUGAGGAUUUACUGGUCACUUUAAAAAUAGAAAACAAACAAAAAAAAGAUGAAUCUCUGUGUGAAAGCAAAUUUACCAGAGCCUGACGGAAUUGCACUACCCUCAUAUUGGUUGAUAUAGUCUAUUUUGUAUAAAAUACAUGCAAAUAUCAUGUUUAAAGAUUAAGGGCAGAUCAUGUUUCACUGGUAUAUAUGGCUAUGGCUUUCACUGAAGUCUGUUUUGUUCGUAUUUCAGUUAUGUAAAUGUAAUCCAAUGUAAAAGAAACAAAAACAACAAAAAAUAUAAAAUGUUUGUUUCAAAAAAAAAUAGUUUGUAUUACUUCUGUAUUACACCUCCUCUGUAGUCAGUGUCGAUAUUUUCACCUAUUUGAUUAAAUGUUGAAUUAAGUUAUGUGUUGUUCUCUGCCUUUGGGUUUGGCAUUGUGUCAGAUGAUGUUUUUGUCAUCGCUGGUUGAAAGUGGAAAUUGGAAGAACUGAUUUCUCUUUAGUUUAAACAUCUUACACAAUAAAGUUUCCUGUUUUUCAACACUUA